Phanerochaete carnosa HHB-10118-sp is the source of this 1694-nucleotide messenger RNA. RefSeq lists its product as uncharacterized. Gene Ontology annotation, cellular component: mitochondrion. The record is from RefSeq and is a predicted model, not a curated record. Lineage: Eukaryota; Fungi; Basidiomycota; Agaricomycetes; Polyporales; Phanerochaetaceae. Gene Ontology annotation, biological process: triglyceride metabolic process; glycerol-3-phosphate biosynthetic process; glycerol metabolic process. The transcript has 5 exons. Gene Ontology annotation, molecular function: glycerol kinase activity. Bases 5 to 1576 code for a protein of 523 amino acids.
GUUCAUGAUCUUCGACAGCUAUGCCAACGUUGUCGCCUCGCACCAAAUGGAGUUCAAGCAGUACUACCCGCGGAGUUCAUGGCACGAACACGAUGCGGACCAGAUAAUGGAGAGCUGCGACGCCUGCAUCGAAAAGGCCUGCGCCGAGCUCGAGGAACAGGGCUGGACAAAAGAGAGCGUCAAGGUCAUCGGCAUUACGAAUCAGCGUGAGACGACUGUUCUGUGGAGCCGCAAGACAGGCAAGCCCGUCAGCCACGCCAUCGUCUGGGACGACACUCGCGUCAUGGGCCUCGUCACCAAGUACGAGAACCAUGCCAGGGAGCGAGGCGUCCCGUACGAGGGCAAGGUCCACAAGGGCGAGGAUGCUCUCAAGGCCCUCCGCAAGCUCACCGGCCUGCCCCUCUCGACCUACUUCUCCGCGCUCAAGAUCCGCUGGAUGAUCGACGCCUGGGCAGACCCCGACGAAGAGAAGGUGGCUUCCAAGUGGGCGAACGUCAAGAAGGCCUACGACGCGGACGAUCUCUGCUUCGGGACCGUCGAAUCCUGGAUUGUCUACCGCCUCACCGGCGGCGCACAGGGCGGCGUGCACGUCAGCGACGUCACAAACGCGUCGCGCACGCUCCUUCUCAACUUGCGCUCGCUCAAGUGGGACCCCGUGCUGCUCGAGUUCUUCGACCUCAAGGAGAACAUCCUCCCGAGGCUCGUAUCCUCGUCCGAGGUGUACGGCAAGAUCAAAUACGGCGCGCUCAAGGGUGUCGAGAUCGCUGGUCUUGCGGGCGACCAGCAGGCCGCGCUUGUCGGCAACAAGUGUCUCCGCCAGGGCGAGGCUAAGUGCACGUAUGGCACCGGCGCGUUCCUCCUUUUCUGUACGGGCGAGGAAAUCGUCGAGAGCAACGCCGGCCUUCUGAGCACCGUCGCGUACCAGAACGGCCCCAACAGCAAGCCGGUGUACUGUCUCGAGGGAUCUAUUGGUGUUGCCGGCAGCGGCAUCCAUUGGCUCCGUGACUCGAUGCAUUUGGUCCCGACCGCCCCGCACGUCAAUAUCCUUGCCGCUGAGGUAGCUGAUACCGGAGGAGUUUACUUCGUGACCGCCAUGGGCGGUCUGUUCGCGCCCUACUGGGACUCAUCCGCGACUGGUAUGAUCAUCGGCAUAUCGACGGCCACGAAGCCGGCGCACGUGGUACGCGCGAUGCUCGAGGCGAACGCGUUCAUGACGCGCGCCGUCGCGGAGAGCAUGAAGGUCGACUCGGGCGUGGACCUGCCGCAGAUGAAGGUCGACGGCGGGAUGACGAACGGGGACAUGGUCAUGCAGGUCGUCGCGGACCUCGCCGGGUGCGAGAUCGUGCGGCCCGAGAUGCGCGAGAGCACUGCGCUCGGAAGCGCACUCCUCGCGGGCAGCGCCGUGCGUCUUUUUGGCUGGGACAUUGCGCGCCCCGAGACGCUGCACGAGGUCAACACGGCCGGCAGCGCGAUCUUCAAGCCGCAGACGACGAAAGAGUAUCGCGACAAGAAGUGGGCCGGCUGGCAGCGCGCGGUCGAGAGGUCUCGUGGCUGGGUGCGCGAAGAUGACGAGUGAGUGCGCGGUGUGAUCGUUCUGAAAAUCGCAUAGGACUUGCUGUACUUUAUCCGAAGAACUACUUUAAGAAAUUUGUACAAGGCUGGUGGAUGUCGUGCCUGCCACGCCCUAUUCAUGA